UAUUAAUUGAGAUUAAUUGAAUGUAGUGAUGAAAAUUCGAGAAACCACUUUGAAAUACUCGUAGUUUGCUUGGCGAAGAGGUUGUGGUACAUUCCGAACCGACGUUGUUUCCGAAUAUUACAGUGUUCAUUACAUUUAUUUAUAACAAUUUGCUAAAUUCUAGUAUUACCAUUUCGAUUUAAAUUCCCUAUAUCAUUGCUAAGAGGUGCAUAAUUACAAUUUGCAGGAGUGCCGGAUGGUGCAGCAAUUUGUAAGCUAUUCCAAUGAUGCACUGCAACAACAUUUGCUUGCCUGCACUGAUGUGAACCACAGAAGGCUUCGCUCUGGAGCAGGCAAUUUUUUAUCCGAGACUUGAACCCAGGACAUCUUUAAUAGAAGCAGCAGCACUGUAAUGCGUAACCCAUUCGCCACCAGCUCCAAGUCUUCUGUGUCUGUGCACUUCUCACUUCGGUGCCCAUGAAGGCUGCUAUCCUCAGAACUGAGAAGCGAAAAUGGCUCUGCACUCUUUUCAUCGGGACCUCAGCUCUGUACGCCAGUAGAACCUCUGUGCCACUCCUAGUUCCAGCAAUUGCCUUGGAAAGAAACUGGAGCAAGACAGACUCUGGCACUGUAUUGUCAAGUUUCUUUUGGGGUUAUACACUAACCCAAGUGUUGGGUGGCUACCUGAGUGACAGAAUUGGUGGCCAUAAAGUUAUGUUAACUGCUGCUGUAGGGUGGUCUCUGUUCACAUUCUGGAUGCCACACGUUAUAAGGCUGUUUUCUGCACAGGAAACUUCAGUAAAUUUCAUUGUAACAAUGAGAAUACUUCACGGAGCAUUCCAAGGUGUUCAUUUUCCAAGUAUGAGUAGUUUGACAAGCCAACAUUUAGCUGAAAAGGAACGUGCAUCAUUUUUUAGUAUCUUAACCUCUGGUUCAGCUGUCGGGACACUCUUCACUGGCACAUUUGGAUCUUAUUUGCUGGACUAUCAUGGUUGGCCUACUGUCUUUUAUGUUAUUGGUUUCCUAGGAGUAGUUUGGACACUUGUUCUUCGCAACAAUGCUUUAGCAUUAGAGAGGAGAAAAGCUGUAAUUACAUGUGUUCCACCUAAACUUCAUUCUUCUCUGCAUUUGAAAGAUAAGAUACCUGUUCCAUGGAUCAAGCUAUUUGAACGAUUAGAAUUCUGGUCAUGUGUCAUCGGACAUGCAUGUCAGAACAAUUGCUUCUUCCUCCUCUUAUCUUGGCUACCUACGUAUUUUCAUGACACCUUUCCUGAUGCAAAGGGCUGGGUAGUGAACAUGGUGCCAUGGCUAUUUUGUAUUCCCAGUACAUUCCUAGGAAAGUGGUUGUCAGAAAAACUUAUUACACAAGGACAUUCUGUAACAGAUACCAGGAAAAUAAUUGAAGUAAUCUGCUUAGGCUCACAAGCGUUGGGUCUUGUUUUAAUAGCUCAGAUCACAGACUACUACUGGGCUUUGCUGUGUAUGACUGUAGCAAUAGCAGCAACUGGUUUUCACAACAAUGCCAUUAUAGUAAAUCCUCAAGAUCUUGCUCCGAAGCACUGUGGAAGUGUGUUUGGUCUCAUGAAUACUGUUGGUGCUGUUCCUGGUUUCAUGGGUGUUUACCUGGCAGGUUACAUCUUGGAGACAACGAAUAGUUGGGCUUCUGUCUUUCAUAUAACAGCUGCUAUUAACAUGUUUGGUUGUCUGGUGUUCCUUAUGUUUGGUAGUGGGAAUGCAAUUAUCUGAGUAUUCAACACAGUCUUGCACUUUUAUUUAUGAAUGGGUCUUGGUUUUACUGUGUUCUGGUGUCAGAGUGAGAACAUUGUAAGGUAUGUAAAUUCUGCAGAUUAUAUUAAUAAUAAAUAGAUUGUAAUUCUUUUCAUAUCAUAAGAAACUGAACUAUUUUUGCUGUUAGCGUACAUUCUAUAGAAAGACUGUUUUAAACUUUAACCAUAGCCAUGCUUCACAUUUUAUAGUAUUUGUAAUUCACAUUGUCUUCAUGCACAGUGUUUGAAAUAGAAAAUUGACAGAUCAUUUUGUUUCCUUAAAGAAAUAUAGAAAUAUUGGAUACAUGUGUAUUUCAACUUAUAUAUUGCAUCUGCUACUUUUGAAAUACAAAGGGACACAUUAAAAGGAGACUGCCAAUUAUUUGGUAAGUAACAUGAUACUGAUUAUCCACAAAAUAAUUCAGUUUUUUAAUAUUCUGAUAUGCUCUGCUUGUACCUUCAGAGGAAGGUUCUGGAACUAGGAAAUGCAGCUUUACAUGUUUCCAGGCAAUACCACAUGCUCUGGAAUGUGGUCUGUAUAGUGUCCUAGUGACAUUUGAGAACUAAGUGCUGAGGGCAGGGUUUAGACUUAAGAGAAUGGAAGUAAUAGAAAGAUGCAGAAAACAUAAUGAGGACAUUCAUAAUUCUUGCUGUUUGUAUGAGGAUAAGUCAAUAAGUAAGCUACAAUUGGAUAUAGAACUUAAACAAAUAAGAGUACUGAUUUGAAAAAUACUUUUAUU
Cryptotermes secundus is the source of this 2485-nucleotide messenger RNA. RefSeq names its product solute carrier family 17 member 9 (gene MFS18). The transcript has 9 exons. NCBI's taxonomy places the organism in Eukaryota, Metazoa, Arthropoda, Insecta, Blattodea, Kalotermitidae. Gene Ontology annotation, molecular function: transmembrane transporter activity. The record is from RefSeq and is a predicted model, not a curated record. Gene Ontology annotation, biological process: transmembrane transport. Bases 457 to 1725 code for a protein of 422 amino acids.